This is a messenger RNA of Phodopus roborovskii (desert hamster), 1708 nucleotides long. RefSeq names its product purinergic receptor P2Y1 (gene P2ry1). Gene Ontology annotation, biological process: phospholipase C-activating G protein-coupled receptor signaling pathway; platelet activation; relaxation of muscle. Gene Ontology annotation, molecular function: A1 adenosine receptor binding; ATP binding; G protein-coupled ADP receptor activity. The transcript has a single exon. The record is from RefSeq and is a predicted model, not a curated record. Gene Ontology annotation, cellular component: plasma membrane. NCBI's taxonomy places the organism in Eukaryota, Metazoa, Chordata, Mammalia, Rodentia, Cricetidae. The coding region runs from base 16 to 1137 and encodes 373 amino acids.
GUUGGAGAGCAAAAGAUGACCGAGGUGCCUUGGCCGGCUGUCCCCAAUGGGACGGACACAGCCUUUCUGGCUGGCCUGGGCUCGCCUUGGGGAAACAGUACAGUAGCCUCCACAGCAGCAGUUGCCUCUUCGUUCAGAUGUGCCCUGACCAAGACCGGCUUCCAGUUCUACUACCUGCCGGCGGUCUACAUCUUAGUGUUCAUCAUAGGCUUCCUUGGCAACAGUGUGGCUAUUUGGAUGUUCGUUUUCCACAUGAAGCCUUGGAGUGGCAUCUCUGUGUACAUGUUCAACUUGGCUCUGGCCGACUUUUUGUACGUGCUCACCCUGCCAGCCCUCAUCUUCUACUACUUCAACAAAACUGACUGGAUCUUCGGGGAUGCUAUGUGCAAGCUGCAGAGAUUCAUCUUCCAUGUAAACCUCUAUGGCAGCAUCUUGUUCCUCACCUGCAUCAGUGCACACAGGUACAGCGGCGUGGUAUACCCUCUCAAAUCUCUGGGCAGACUCAAAAAGAAGAAUGCCAUUUAUGUCAGUGUGCUGGUGUGGCUCAUUGUGGUGGUGGCCAUCUCCCCCAUUCUCUUCUACUCUGGCACUGGGAUUCGGAAGAACAAAACCAUCACCUGCUAUGAUACCACCACUGAUGAUUACCUACGAAGUUAUUUCAUCUACAGUAUGUGCACAACAGUGGCCAUGUUCUGCAUCCCCUUGGUGCUGAUCUUGGGCUGUUAUGGAUUAAUUGUUAGAGCUCUGAUUUACAAAGACCUGGACAACUCUCCCCUCAGAAGGAAAUCCAUUUACCUGGUAAUAAUUGUUCUGACGGUGUUUGCUGUAUCUUACAUCCCUUUCCAUGUGAUGAAAACGAUGAAUUUGCGGGCACGUCUCGAUUUCCAGACCCCAGAAAUGUGUGCUUUCAAUGACAGGGUUUAUGCCACUUACCAGGUGACACGGGGUCUAGCAAGUCUCAACAGCUGUGUGGACCCCAUUCUUUAUUUCUUGGCUGGAGAUACUUUCAGAAGGAGAUUGUCCCGAGCCACCAGGAAAGCUUCCAGGAGGAGUGAGGCCAAUUUACAAUCCAAGAGUGAAGAAAUGACUCUCAAUAUUUUAUCCGAGUUCAAGCAAAAUGGAGACACCAGCUUGUGAAGGCGCAAGACCCAAACACCUCACUUUUGUAAUGUGGUAGGAUGCUCCCAGAACCAGAUGCUUUGCUUCUCCUUAGGUUCCUAGUAAUGUUAGAGAAUACUGCAAACAAGAAAGUAGUCAGUUAAAAAAAAAAAAAGCAUCAAUUUGUUACACAUUCACGUUUAUCUCUCCUGUAAGCUCCCUUCUUACUUACUAGAAGUAUAUGUAAUCAAACAGUACUACCUAGAUAAACACUUCCUCUUCUUCCUUUGAAAUUCCCAGGCUUUUCUAUUUAAAGUGUGUGUGCAUGUGUAGCAGAGCAAAUUUGAUAUUAAAAGUUUCUCCAAGAAAACUGGCCACCUGGAAUUUGAGUUUGUGAUUUGUCCAGCCUCUGUUGCUGUGAAUAACUCAUGGUAUAUAUGAACAAAAAUCUAUACUUUCAAAAACUAUUUGGCAUAGUAUAAUGAAACACUGGUCAGCAGAUGCCUGUGGUAUAUGUCUUUCAGUUCCUCAGAAGCAUAGAUGGUGGCUGAUAAUGUCUUUGGGGAAUUGAAUAGAAAAAUAAAAUCAAUGAACUUUUAUGUGUGGAAAA